GUUGAGCAGACCUAACUUGCGGAUGUACACCCUAGGCGCCAAGACAAGGAAAACAACAGAAAGAAAAUGGAAGCCGUCGCUGUCGACCGCUGUUAAAGAAAAAAAAAAUAUUCAGGGAGAAGAGAAGAUAUAGCUCCGCAUAGGCGAGCAGCUCUUCACAUAAUUUUAAAGUUUUUUUUUUGGUUAAAAGUUUUAGUUAGUAAAUUAUGGCCCACGGUGGCUACGGCAAGCGCAGAGUCGCCGAACGGAAACCUCAUGUCGGUCGGCGAUCUAAAAGCUUAGGUGUAGACAAGAAGCCAAAGCCUAAAUCCAAAGCUGUUUCUCUUAAGAAUCAAAUUCGUUCCAUUGAGCGCAUGCUCCGUAAGGAACUUCCACUUGAAGUAAGAGAUGCUCAAGUGAAAAAAUUAGACGAACUUAAGAAGCAGCAGGAGAUUCAUACUCGUCUUGCUUUGGAACGCAAAAUCUUCUUGCGCGAUAGGAAGAUUAAGUUUUUCGAGAGAAGAAAGGUAGAAAGAGGAAUAAGGCGGCUGGAGAAACUGCAGCGAGGUUCAUCUGGUCAGGCACAAGAUGCUGAGAUUGCUGAACAGCUUUCUAAGUUGAAAGAAGAUCUUGAAUAUGUUAGGUUUUUUCCCAAGACAGAGAAAUAUGUCUCUCUGUUCACUGGAGGUGAGGAUUUGGACAUACUUGACAAGAGAAUUAAAUUGCGGAAGCAGAUUAAAGCUAAUUUAAUUGCUGCUGCAGCCAGUGGGAAGGAUUUAGAAGAGACUGGGAGUGAGGAUGAUGGGCUUUUGGAUUUGAGUGAAGAUGAUUUUUUCCUAGCUGGAACUUCAAGCGAUGAAGCAAAUGCAGAUGAUGAAUGGACUGAUAAAAGCACAAGGGAACAGGCAUCCAGUACUUCCGGAAAAGCAGCAUCUGGUAUGUCCAGUGACGAAAGAAACCAGAGGCAGAUAUCUGCUAGAGCCCUAAUGCCUCCUCCUCGGCCUUCCAAUAAGUCUCAAUCAAAUUCAGUGCAUGCGCAUUCAAGGUUUGGACCUUCAUCAAGCAAAAAACCAUGGACGCAAAGGCCUGAAAAUUCGACAUCCAGCAAUACAUCAAGUAGCAGAAGUGGACCUUCUUUUAAAGCAGCAGGGUCAUCAAAUUCAAGGACAGGUCAUAGUAGUAAUCUAAGUUCAAACUCUGAUGCCCACAAACCCCGAAGGAAAAGGAGGCCAAAGAAGAAAAGGCAACAGGCAUGAGGAUGGGCGCCGCUGUUAUGUAACUUGAUUACUACAAAUUGAAGUAAAUUAUGAAAUGAUUGUAGUGAAACCCUUUACAGCUGUGUUAUAACUAUCAAAUAGUAAUCAUUUUUAUAUCUCUACAA
Messenger RNA from Mercurialis annua (annual mercury), 1360 nucleotides. RefSeq names its product rRNA-processing protein EFG1. Gene Ontology annotation, cellular component: nucleolus; preribosome, small subunit precursor. The record is from RefSeq and is a predicted model, not a curated record. Gene Ontology annotation, biological process: maturation of SSU-rRNA from tricistronic rRNA transcript (SSU-rRNA, 5.8S rRNA, LSU-rRNA). Bases 207 to 1235 code for a protein of 342 amino acids. NCBI's taxonomy places the organism in Eukaryota, Viridiplantae, Streptophyta, Magnoliopsida, Malpighiales, Euphorbiaceae. The transcript is spliced from 8 exons.